Nilaparvata lugens (brown planthopper) is the source of this 630-nucleotide messenger RNA. It is a transcript of the gene RpS15, whose product is annotated as 40S ribosomal protein S15. The record is from RefSeq and is a predicted model, not a curated record. NCBI's taxonomy places the organism in Eukaryota, Metazoa, Arthropoda, Insecta, Hemiptera, Delphacidae. The coding region runs from base 131 to 568 and encodes 145 amino acids. Gene Ontology annotation, cellular component: cytosolic small ribosomal subunit; ribosome. Gene Ontology annotation, biological process: ribosomal small subunit assembly; translation. The transcript is spliced from 5 exons. Gene Ontology annotation, molecular function: RNA binding; structural constituent of ribosome.
AUAAUAUGUACAGCUGUUUCAUUUUUUGCACGUCUUCCUGUUGUCGGCCAUAUUGUGCAGUCGCUUCCUUUUCCAUUCUGUCUUUCUUUCUCGUUGAUCGGUGUCUAUUGAGGUUGGAAAAAGCUUAAAAAUGGCAGACGAAGAGCCCAAGAAGAAAAGGACCUUCAGGAAGUUUACCUUCCGUGGAGUAGAUCUUGACCAACUUUUGGAUAUGCAGGGAGCACAGUUGAUGGAGUUGAUGCACGCAAGACCGCGCAGACGUUUCAACCGUGGAAUCAAACGCAAGCCGCUCGCUCUCAUCAAGAAACUGAGAAAGGCUAAGAAGGAAGCGCCACCCAACGAGAAACCGGAAGUUGUGAAGACCCACCUGCGCAACAUGGUGAUUGUACCGGAAAUGGUUGGCAGCAUUGUAGGCGUCUACAACGGAAAGGCCUUCAGUCAGGUCGAAGUCAAGCCUGAGAUGAUCGGUCAUUACUUGGGAGAAUUCAGUGUCACCUAUAAGCCUGUUAAGCACGGUCGUCCCGGUAUUGGUGCAACUCACAGCUCCAGGUUCAUCCCUCUCAAGUGAGAAGGUCAUUUUUGCUUUUUUAUUACUGUACGAUGUUCUUACAUUAAAUUAAUUUAAAAGUA